This is a messenger RNA of Archocentrus centrarchus (flier cichlid), 2308 nucleotides long. RefSeq names its product E3 ubiquitin-protein ligase TRIM47-like. The record is from RefSeq and is a predicted model, not a curated record. Gene Ontology annotation, molecular function: protein binding; zinc ion binding. The coding region runs from base 98 to 1780 and encodes 560 amino acids. Lineage: Eukaryota; Metazoa; Chordata; Actinopteri; Cichliformes; Cichlidae. The transcript has 7 exons.
UCAGACCCUCCUCUUCUGCUGAAAGUACCUGAGAAAAGAUCAAACUCAGGGACGCUUCGGAUCUGUUUCUGAAUGCUCCAACAACAUUGUCAGUAAAAUGGCUAGCAAGCAGCAACUUCAGCAAGAUGAGCAGCAUGGAGUUGAGCUGGACUGUAAUCGGUUUUCCUGCUCGGUGUGUUUGGAGCUUCUGAACGAACCCGUCACCAUUUAUUGCGGACACAGUUACUGCAAAAGCUGUAUUGAGCAUUGCUGGGAUCGUGAGGAUGAGAAGGGUGAAUACAGCUGCCCCCAGUGCAGGGAGACCUUCAGCCCCCGGCCUGUCCUGAGGAGGAACAACAUGCUGACUGAGGUUGUGAAUAAGCUAAAGAGCACGGAGUCGAUGCGCCCUCCUCUGGUCUGUGCCAGCACUGCAGAUGUUGCCUGUGACCUUUGCUGUGGGACGACAGUGAACAAAGCCACUGUGUCAUGUUUGACCUGCUUGGCAUCUUACUGUCCCACUCACCUCGAGCCUCACAACAGGGUGGCUGUGUUGAAGAAGCACGAGCUGGUCGCAGCCACAGUGCCGAUACAGGAAAAAAUGUGCGCUAAGCACGACAGAUUAAAGGAGCUGUACUGUGAGGAAGACGAGCAGCUCGUGUGCUCUAUGUGCACAGUGGAUGAGCACAAGGGCCACAGAUGUAUUUCUGCAUCUGCACUCAAGGAUAAGGCAAAGAAUCAGCUGGCUUUAAAUCAGAGGAAACUCCAGGAGAAAGUCCAGCAGAAAGAGAAGGAGCUGAAAGAACUGAGCCAAGCUGAGGAGAGCCUCAAGAGCUGUACUCAGAUUUCACUCAGCGACUGUGACGAGACCUUCUCUGAGCUCAUCUCGUCUAUGCAAAGAAAACAUAGCGAGGUGAAGCAGUUGAUUAAAGCCCAGGAGAGGACUGCCACCGCCCAGGUGGAGAAGCGCCAGUUGCAGCUGGAGGAGGAGAUUACCGAGCUGAAGACAAGACACGCUGAACUUGGACAGGCUUCGGAUGCUGCUGACGUCAUGUAUCUGAUGCAGUCUCUCUCCACUUCCUGGGAUUCUCAGGAGCGUUCUCCUCAGGCUGCUCCUCAGCGCUCCUUUAAAGAUGUAACCGACUGCGUGUCUGAUCUCAAAGUUAAACUGGAGUUGUUGCUGGAAGAAACGUGGUCCAGGAUCUCAGCCACAGUCUCAUAUGUUGACUUCUCAUUGCCGCCGGCACCCAACAGCAGAGAAGAGUUUUUACGUUAUGUCCAUCCCCUCACACUGGAUGAGACUUCAAACUACCCUCAUCUCUGCCUGAUAAGUGAGAACCGCAGGAUGAGGCCUUCACCCAGCAAGGCUGCAGCUCAUCCGGACAGGUUCACUAAGUUUCCCCAGGUGCUGUGCAGAGAGGGUUUGUCAGACCGGUGUUACUGGGAGGUAGAGGGACACGCUCGCACCCUGUCUGUAGCAGUGGCUUAUAAAGACAUCAGCCGCACAUCAGAUGAGUCACGCUUUGGCAAAAAUGACAAGUCCUGGAGUUUAGAGUGCACAACAGAUGGCUGUUUAUUCUGUCACAAUGAUGUAGAAAUCAAAUUGCCAGGCUCUGGUCCCUACAAGAUUGGGGUCUUCCUGGAUUAUAAAGUGGGAACUCUGUGUUUUUAUCAUGCUUCUGACCCAAUGGUUCUAAUCCAUAAAGUCCAGACAGCAUUCACCCAACCGCUUCAUCCUGGGGUUGGGAUAAACUAUGAAUGGUAUGAUGUUGGGGUAUUUGCACAGCUGGUUAAGAUACAGUAAAUCCUUUCAAGUGAUUGAGAUGUUGUGAAAUAUCUUUAAAGAUCCCCAAAAACUAUACAUACGAAAUAAAAUACUGCUAAUUGUUAGCACAAUGCUCCCCUGAGAAAUCAUGAAACAUAUUCUAGAUGAGAAAGCAGAUCUUUUCUUUCUUUAUAAUAAUUCCUUUCAUAACUCUUCUGAGGCUUCAUAUUAGUCAGACUGGUACCAGUCUGUGUUUGCAGCCAGAUUUCACCACAUCUUGCAUGAAAUGAAUCCAUGCAUGUUAUUUUCCAGAGAAAAGAAAAACAUUCAUGUUGUGUUGGUAGUUUCUAAAGAUCCCAAAGUAUUGUCAUCACUGCAGAAAAGGGAAAAAAAACAAACAGGGGCAGCUUGCGAGUUGUUGCAGGUCCUAAAUCCUUACAGUGAAUCUGACUCACGUGGGAAUUUCAUCAGUGUUGCUCCCUUCGUAAAGCAGGGGAGUCAAUUUUAGUUUGCAGGCCUCAUAAAGCCCACGUAUUCCUUAUAAUUUGUAAAAAUUUCAUCACUUCU